AUGUGCCGGCCUGCAAAGCAGCGCAAAGAGGAUGCGCGCCGCGCCUCGUCUUCCUGCGCCGCCAGGAAUGGACGGCUCGAGAUGCUGCUCGAUAGGGGAUCCAUCGUACGCGCCAUCGCCGUCGCAUCUCGACCGUCCUUGCUGUUGACCCGUCUCGAGAGAGAGGCAGAGAGCAGCCUCGACCGCCGCACGUGCCACACAAGAGGAAGAAGUAGGGAAAGCGUCGUGUGGGCUGCUCUCGCCGGAGCCUUAGCUUGGCCCGUCGGACGUGGCGGUUGGCGCCUUGACCUGACACGUCGCCCCUCGCGGCCUCGCCUCUCUAGCUGUUUCUUCCUGGCCGUCGGUGAGGCGAUGCCAUGCGAUGCGAUGGUCUGGGUGAUUCCCGAAAGAAAGCGAGCGUCGGCGGCCCCCGUGCCAGCUCCGACCAGGCCAGGCUGGGUCCAGAGGGAAAGAAGAGGCUAG
Messenger RNA from Pseudozyma flocculosa PF-1, 462 nucleotides. RefSeq lists its product as uncharacterized. The transcript has a single exon. Bases 1 to 462 code for a protein of 153 amino acids. NCBI's taxonomy places the organism in Eukaryota, Fungi, Basidiomycota, Ustilaginomycetes, Ustilaginales, Ustilaginaceae. The record is from RefSeq and is a predicted model, not a curated record.